Clarias gariepinus (North African catfish) is the source of this 2724-nucleotide messenger RNA. RefSeq names its product elongator acetyltransferase complex subunit 2 (gene elp2). The coding region runs from base 20 to 2494 and encodes 824 amino acids. Gene Ontology annotation, cellular component: elongator holoenzyme complex. The record is from RefSeq and is a predicted model, not a curated record. Gene Ontology annotation, molecular function: protein binding. Lineage: Eukaryota; Metazoa; Chordata; Actinopteri; Siluriformes; Clariidae. Gene Ontology annotation, biological process: tRNA wobble uridine modification. The transcript is spliced from 22 exons.
AACACUGUUGACAGUAAAGAUGGCGAGCCCCGUGAUAACAACAUGUCAUGUAGCGUGUUGUGCUAACCGGACCCCACACGUUCUCUCAUGGAGCCGCAGAGGGUUAAUCGCCUUCGGGUCGUGUAAUUCAGUUGCGCUGUAUGACCCACAUGACGUAAGGGUGGUUGGGUUGCUGAAUAAACACAGAAGCAGAGUGAACACGGUGCGCUGGAUCCACAGGGAGGACUGUGGUCCAGAAACACAGCUGGUAUCAGGAGGAUCUGAUAAUAAUGUAAUAGUGUGGGAGGAGCAACAUGGUCAGUUUGCCGCCUCUGUGGUGUGUUCAGGCCACUCGGGUCCUGUGUGUGCUGUGGAUGCCGUACCGCUGUCUCCCUCCGACUCACUGCUCGUCUCUUCAUCAUCAGACUCCACUGUUAAACUGUGGAAGUACAGCAGUGGAAAAGCUGAAUGCCUCCAGACGUUAUCUUUUGGGAGCGGCUUCAUGAUGGAUGUCUCCUUGGCACUGUUGCCAAGCAGCAGAGUUCCCAUCCUGGCAUGUGGUGGGGAUGACAGCAAAGUCCAUCUUUUUGUGCAGAUCAGUGGACAGUUUCAGAAAGUGCUCGUACUUCAAGGCCAUGAGGACUGGGUCCGUGGUGUGGAAUGGGCAGCAAAAGAGGGGGAGUUACUUUUGGCCAGUUGCUCUCAGGAUUGUCUGAUCCGAGUGUGGAGGCUGGUGGUUAAGUGCGACACGCAUGCAGAGGAGGCUGCUGAAGGAACCAUUAGGAUGAAGGAGGACGUGUUUGAGACGAAGGGGAAAAUGUACGCAGUGAGUCUUGAGACGGUAUUAGCUGGCCACGAGAACUGGGUGUACGGGAUUCACUGGCAGCCUUCAUUUAUCAAAGGUGGUACACUGGAACAGCCUUUGAGUCUGCUUUCUGCCUCUAUGGACAAGACCAUGAUACUUUGGGGGCCAGAGGAGGAGUCAGGUGUGUGGGUGGAGCAGGUGCGUGUGGGAGAGGUGGGAGGAAACACACUAGGCUUCUUUGGCUGUCAAAUGGCACCCGAUGGCUCCAGGAUUUUGGCACACGCCUUUCACGGAGCGCUGCACCUCUGGCAAAGAGACCCAAGCCAGAAGAGAGAGUGGAGUCCUGCAGUGGUGUUGUCUGGACACUUUAAUGCCGUGCAGGACUUGAGCUGGGAUUCAGAGGGAGACUUUCUCCUUAGCGUGGGCUCAGACCAGACUACCAGAAUCUUUGCACCCUGGAGAAGGAAAGACUGCUCACAGGUCACCUGGCACGAGAUCGCCAGGCCACAGAUCCACGGCUAUGACAUGCAGUGCCUGGCCAUGGUGGGCCGAUUCCUGUUUGUCUCUGGAGCAGAUGAAAAAGUGCUGCGCGUGUUCAAGGCGCCACGUAACUUUGUGGAAAACUUCGCCAACAUAGUGGGCACCUCUCUGGAGAAACUCUUGGCCUCACCUGAUGCUGCAGGAUUACCAGAAGGAGCCAGCAUACCAGCACUCGGCCUCUCUAAUAAGGCUGUGUUUCAAGGUGAUCUUACGGUUCAGAGCACUCAAGAGGAAGGAGAAGAUUUCAACAGAGUAUCUGACCAGUACAAGGAAUCUUACUUUCAUCCUCUCAGUUUAACAGAACCCCCUCCUGAGGAUCACCUUCUUCAGAACACGCUGUGGCCUGAGGUCCAGAAGCUGUAUGGUCAUGGUUUUGAGAUGUUCUGUCUGGCGUCUGACUCUGCACGAACAGUGGUCGCAUCAGCGUGUAAGGCAUCUAAAGCAGAGCAUGCUGCUAUCCUGUUGUGGAGCACCACUACCUGGAAACAGCUACAAGCUCUUCCAUGCCACAGUCUGACUGUCACUCAGAUGGCAUUCUCUUCAGACUCGCGCUUGCUCCUUGCUGUGUCCCGAGACCGCACCUGGUCAUUGUGGAGACGUGAGGACAGCGGACCAGAGACAUCAGAUCCAAAGUUCACGCUUUACACAUGCACCAGUAAGGACUCAGCCGUGCACACGCGCAUCAUUUGGUCAUGUGACUGGAGCCAGGACAAUAAAUACUUCGUUACAGCUAGUCGGGAUAAGAAGGUUAUAAUGUGGGGUCACCAUGGCUCGGGAGAUCCGGUCGGCAUGAAUGAGAGUGCAGUUAUUCCCUGUUCUUCUGCUCUGGAUGUGGGCGAUUCAGCCACUGCUGUGUCUAUCUGCCCUUUCCUUCUGUCUGACCAAAGCUACCUUGUAGCGGUGGGUCUGGAGAGCGGACAAAUCGUUCUGUAUAAAUGGAGACCAGCGGACGAUGUGUCUUUAGGAUCAGACUGGAGCAGGUGUGCCGAAACAGAUGUCUCACAAAGUCACACCCUGGUGGUGAAGAGACUGCGCUGGAGGCCCCGAGUCUGUCAGCAGGAUGAGAGUGAAGGCUUGAACAAGCAGCACCAAAGCACCUCCGUUCAGUUAGCCAGCGCUGGAGCUGACCACACCGUCAAAAUUUUCAACAUCAACACACUGACUUUGUAGCGGUUUCUCGUCUAGCAGUCCACUCAGACCCUUCAACAUCAGUCAGUAGUCAUGCAUCAGACCCAAAGCUGAAAUGUGGGGUGCUUCUUAAGAUAUGGCACUAAAUCAAUACAGAAGAUGAAAUGUUUGUACUAUAAAGCCAAAAGGUACAGUCUGUUGUGCUAUACAGUGUAUCUGCAAACUCAUCUGAUUUUUUUAUUAUAAUAAAAAUUGUUUUCUAACUGUCUACA